GUUCCACGUGUAAACUUGCAUGGUUUCCCUUUCUCUAAACUGAAAGCAAACAGCAGAGGUUACACGUGGAACAACAGACAUCUCCCGCUAUUUCCCUUUUUAGUCUCGAUUAAAGGGAAAGAAAGAGAGAGAGGUGUUAUUGGCUUUUCGGAGGAACAGAGAAAAAACAAAGUAUAUGCUGAACGAGGAACCAUUACCGUUUCUAGACGUUAAUCAGUGACCUGGGCUUGCAGCUUCCCACCCCGUGCUUCUAUCGAGGAGUCAGAGCGGGGCGGAGACUGGGCGAGAGACGCAGGCUGCCUCCUGGCAGUGUAGGCCCCGUUGUCAGGGUAACCAACCUCUUUAGCCCCGGUGGAAAUACAAAAGGAACUAAAAUGAUGCAUUCCAUGGACAAACCACUGGAGGGAAGUAGCUUUGAGAUCCAUUAUGUGACUGGCGACCUGUUCAAAUGUCCUGAGCAAGAUGCACUGGCACACUGCGUCAGUGAAGACAUUCGUAUGGGAGCAGGAAUAGCAGUGACUUUCAAGCGGAAGUUUCAAUCUGUUGAAGAGCUGCUGAAUCAGAAAAAGAAAGUUGGGGAUGUGGCAGUGUUGAAGACAAAAGACAGAUACGUCUACUAUUUGAUUACAAAAAAGAAGGCCUAUCAAAAGCCAACUUAUGAUGAUCUGCAGAGCAGCUUGGAGGCCAUGAAGACACAUUGCCUGGUAAAUGGAAUCUCACGGAUCUCGAUGCCCAGGAUUGGAUGUGGACUGGACCAGCUGAAGUGGGAGAGAGUUUCUGAAAUAAUUCAAGAGGUUUUUAAGAACACUGAUAUCAUCGUCAAUGUCUACUCUUUGGAAACACCUGCUAAAUGUUCCACCUAUGCCAAAUGACAGCAUACAUUAAUAGUAAAUAGAAUGUGAAGAUGGGUAUUUGAAUUCUUAGUGCGUUAACUACUUUGGAUUUCAAGUAGCCUCAGAUUUGGCAAAAAUAACUUAUGUAGGUGAAUUUACUUGUGAGUGAUUGUUUAAUGUUUGGUUUAAAAAAUAUUCUCAGGAUUGUUCUCACCUGCUAGGCAGCAUGUCAGAAAGAUUACUUCCUCUGGAAAAGACCUGCUGAACCCACUGGGCAUUUGAGAAACUACUGGACCUUCUCCAGAAUCAGGACCCUGCUGAGAGCUUCCAGGCUUCCCUUGGAUAUGUGGCGGGAGCUGUUGGAGUGCCUUUUGUUUUUGAGAGACUCAAGAUUGUGUAAUGACCAAAUCCACAAGUAGUAAUAAAUGAUGGC
Molecule: messenger RNA, 1266 nt
Organism: Stegostoma tigrinum
Lineage: Eukaryota; Metazoa; Chordata; Chondrichthyes; Orectolobiformes; Stegostomatidae
Product: ADP-ribose glycohydrolase OARD1-like
Exons: 6
Coding region: 375-872 (165 amino acids)
Biological process (GO): peptidyl-glutamate ADP-deribosylation
Source: RefSeq, a predicted model, not a curated record